AAGCUUUUAUUUUUAUUUUCUUUAUACGUAUUCUAACUGUCAUUCUUUUUGUCAAUGUAAUCAAUAUUCUUUGAAAACAUAAUCAAACAUUUUUCCUAUUUAUUAAUGUAUUUAUUUAAUGAUUAAAAUAUAAAAAAAAAUAAAAAUUACUAUAAUUAAUAAUAAAGUAUUACUAUCCUUUAUGACUAAUGUUGUACUCUAUAUUUAUAGUAAAUAGCUUCCAAUCAUUAUAAAAAGUUAAUUUUCGCUAGUGUAAAAAUGUAAUUUGUAGCAAAACAAACAUUUUAUUACAAAUUCAGACUAUCUUUAAUUAUGGACCAAGUAAAUCAGCUCGGUAAUGCCACGGCAGAUAAUUUAUAUCCGGCUCUCUUUCAGUGCUUUACUAUUAUAUUGUGUGGGUAUAUAGCAGGUCGUUUUGAUGUGGUUUCAUCUACUGAAUCUAAGGGUAUUGCCACAUUCGUUGGCACAUUUGCAUUACCAUCACUCAUAUUUUUAUCCUUGGCACGCUUGGAUUUCACUACUGUAAAUUGGACUUUCUUACUAGCAAUAUUAAUAGCAAAAGCAAUAAUAUUCUUUGCUGUUAUAAUUGUUACAUUACUAGUAUCGAAGCCACUACAUCUGGGACGAGCUGGAAUAUUUGCCAUCUUUUGUACACAAAGCAAUGAUUUUGCUUUGGGAUACCCAAUAAUCAAUGCAAUUUAUGCAAAUUCCCAUCCAGAAUAUGCAUUAUAUCUGUACCUGAUGGCACCAAUAUCACUUGCAAUUCUUAACCCAGUUGCUUUUGUUUUGAUGGAGAUCAACAAACAGAGAGAGAGAGUGCAGGCUCUUGCUAAUGAUACUGAAAGUAAGAGUGAUGUAUGUAAAUUGAAAUUACUUAAACAAAUUAUCAGGGGGAUUGCAUAUAACCCUGUAUUAGUAAUGACAGUUUUGGGAAUAAUUGGAAACAUUAUAUUCAAACAUAAAUUGUCUAUUUAUAUUGAAGGCUUACUGGAGGUAUUUGGACAGGCUUUCUCAGCUUCUGCUCUCUUCUUAUUGGGUCUACAUAUGGUAGGACAAAUUCAUCGGUUAAGAGGACCAGCACUAGUGUUGCCUUGUGUCUUGAUUGCAGUUAAGCUAAUAAUACUUCCUGUAAUGAUGAGAGAAAGUGUUAGUAUAUUCAGUGCGGGAGCAAAUGAUUCGGAAACAUUGUCAUUGUCCACAUAUGCUUUCUUAUAUGGUACUAUACCUACAGCACCUGCAGUAUUUGUCUUCUCCAAUCUAUAUCAACUGGAAAUGGACUUGAUGGCUUCCUCUAUGGUGAUAUGUACUUUCUUAUCAGCCCCAAUGAUGUUUAUGUCCGCCCAAGUGAUUUCAAUAAAUAAGGACUAUGCAGUUCAACUAAAGAAAUUUGGAUUCGAUUUAUCCAUAGUGGCAUUAAUUGCUGCUGUUUGGGUUAUGUUUGUUUUUUCAGUCACAAAGAAAUACAAACGGAUGCCUCAUCGAUUGACUUUAUGUUUAAUCACAUCUCAGAUAUUAUUAGCAAUCAGUGUCAUAUGGGGUGGACCACUUCCCAACUAUAAGCCAACAUGGUAUUCUACGAUGCAAGAAUCUCUACGUAUCUUCAGCAUGUACUCAUGUUUGUUAUGGACUUCAAUGCUUUCCAUAGGACUACUAAUGUUAGAGAGCCGAGGGCCAUGCUUCGUGGUGACGCUGUGGCCAGUGUUGGGCUUCGUGGCAUGGGGCGCGCCUGGAGUUAUGCUCGCCGCGCUGCUCCUCACCAAGGGCAGCUUUGACUCCAAGGCUACCGAUGCAAUACGAUUAUGUCUACUUGUUUUCUGUCUCACAGUGACCAUUGGCUGUUUGAUGGUGUACAUACGGUUUCGUCGACGCAGCGCUCAUUUUGCUUCCCUUUCCGCGGAAAUAUCAGGUUCAAGUCCACCGGACGAGUCCACUAGUCUCGUAGAGAAUAUUGAGCCGACAUCACAUACGCAAUCUGUUUCUAUCAAUGACGACCAAGGUUGUUAUGGGACCAUAACAGCUACACCAUCGCCUAGCAAAAAUGCGAACGGCUGCUGUUCUAAUGAUCCUAAUUGCGAAAAUGCUGUAACAAAUUCUCAUGACAUCGAAGACAUUGGUAAUGAUAUAAAGGAAUGCGCGUGUCCACUGUCCCAGCGGAACCGCUGCAGCAUGGCAGCGGAGGCGUGCUCGUACCUGGGCGAAUUGGAACGCGCCGCCGGACACCUGGGGUUAUUGCCCCCAGAGCAAGCACGCGGACGUGGCGGUCAGCUGCUCAAGCAUACCGUACUCAUCAUCGUAUACAGCCUUAGCAUGUUCAUUGGAAUAACUUAUACGACCUGGCGGAUGAUGCUAAAGGACGAAAGUGGUGUAUUCAUUGAAAUUGAAUUUUUGGAUAUUGCUACUAACUAUGGACAAGCGCUUGUCUUGUUUAUACUGUUUGGACUUGACCCUGAUGAAAUAUUAAUACCCACUGUACAUUAUUUCAGGAAGAAAUGGCAUGGUGCAGACACCGUGGUACUUCCUCCAAUAGAGGAUCUAAGUUUCGAAACAAAACAUGUUUGUGAACAAUUCAUAACGCAUCAUUUAGACAGAUGCAAGGAAGCCAUCGCGAAAGACACCAGAUGGCGUAUGCGAACAUAUCGAAACGCGUUCCGCGGCGCGUGCCUAGUGCGCUGGCUGCAGCACUGUGGAUUGGCGCGUGACGAGCGCGAUGCCGUAGUCUAUGGCCGCCACCUACUUGACGCGCGUCUCAUCGCGCACGUCAACAAUGCCCACCACUUCACUAACUCCGACCUCCUGUACACCUUCAAGUAGACGACUCCUAAAUAGCACACAGCGCUUGCCGAGUCCUCUACAGCUGUUAUCAACUCGGCGUAUGCCUCAUCACGCACUCCAACGCGUAACAAAAUCAACCUUGCACCUUCAAGUCGCCUCCUGACUCUCACACCUCCCAUAAUAAAAAAAUGAUGUAGUGAUCUCCUGCUAAGUAUUAUAGUUUUGAUUCUAUAUUAUAAAUUUUUAAAUCUAAUCUGCUAUUAUGUUAAAUUGUAUACAGAAGUAAUUGUUAUAGAUAAAAUGGUCACUUUUUGUUUACUGCUCGUAUCUAAGUAUAGAACUGUUUUAUCAUUUAAAAGUAAUUACUGAUAUGCCAUAAUUUGCUUUAUAUACAAUUGCAAAUUAAUUAAUGCCAACAGAAAUGCGAUAUUCGUUUUAAGAGAUACUACAGUUCUUAACUAUUAGUCCAUUUUAAAAAUGAGUCGUGACUAAAAUUGUUAUUUCGUCUGUCUUAUGUUUACAAUUUGCAUUUGGCUUUUAUCAGUACCUUUUUCAUUUAAUCAUUAGCACACUCACAUUAUCAAUUUACUAUGAAACAUUCAUAAUAUAUAUAUAAAUCAUAAUUUCAUCGACAUACAUGUACAUAAUAUAUGUUGCAUAUAUAUUGAUGAAAACGGAAGAAGAAUGUAGAUUGACAUUUUUUUUUUUAUACCACAGGUGACAAACAAGCAUACGGCCCACCUGAUGGUAAGUGGGUACCGUAGCCUAUGAACACCUGCAAUACCAGAGGUAAUACGCGUGCGUUGCCGACCCUGAAGAAACCUCUUUACCCCCCUUUUGAAGAACCCCAUGCUGUAGUCUCUUGGGAAAACCUCGGCAGGGAGUUCAUUCCACAACCUGAGUGUUCGUGGGAGGAAACAUCUCUGAAACCGCGCAGUACGCGACCAUUGAGGCCAUUGACAUUCUGAAUUUUUUAAAAUAAAGUUUAGUAGGUUAGUUAGUUGGGUUAGUAGGUUAGGUUUUUAUAGCUAGUAAUGGAUUUGUUUUUUUUUUUUUUUUAGCAUAACUGUGCAUACUAGAUAUAUAAUUAUAUUAUCAACUAUGGGUGCUUAUGCGGAUCAAUACGUUACUAGAUUUUGUGAAAACAUUUACUAUGUACUGGGUACUUGACAUUAUACUUAUAUUUUUAAAGAAAAUAUAUUUUUUCAAAUUUUCUUCUUUAGAAUUAUCUAAAUAGGAUGAAUUAUACGGAAUAUUUUACUGAACUAGCUAUCUUAUGUUAUUGUGCAGAAGUCUAUGUCAUUGGUUGAUUAGAAUUAUUUAGUCUAAUUCCGUUAAUAUUAGUAUGUGUGUGACUGCCAACACUUGAAAAUUGAUAUUCAGUAUUAUUACCAGAAGUAAAUUGGGUGUCGAAUAGUUAACAUCAAGAUGUUACAUCAAGCAGCUGUCUAAUAACUUGCCUUAAGAUGCAUCGUUUAGAGGUGAAACACGUGUCGCAAAAUGUGUAUAAAUAGAUUGGCAAUCAGAGCUUGAUGAAUAAUAUGGAUGAUUGUGGAACUUCUGGUAGUAUUCGUGGUAAUCUAUCUUUGAGUGAUGGCAGUCACACACAUACUAAUCUUAAUGGAAUUAAACAAAAUAAUUUAAAUCAAAUAACUAGUUAUAUGAAAUAGUUAAUUCAUUAACACAUAGCUGUUAUUUUUGUAUAAUAACUAUUUUAUAACUAGUUCCUAUUCGAAUUUAUCAACUGUUACUGUAAUGUCACAGUUAUCGACAUUUUAAGUUAUUUUAAUUAACGCAAGAAUCAGUUUUUUCUGUGAUUUUCAUGGCUUUGCAAUUUUUUCGUUUUAAAGUUAAUAGAAAAACAUAAGAAUAUUUCAUAGCAUUCAUUACAGUUCUAAAAACAUAUAAGAUAAUAAUACGGUACGUUAGAAAUAGACAUAUAAAGCAAGAAAAAUUUAUGAGAUGAGUUCAGGUCUAGACUCGGUGGAGAAUUUUUCACCUAAAGGAGCUUUUGCGAAUUAUUUACUGAAUUGGACAAUGACGAUGUAAUCAUUGGAGAGUAUAAUCCCCGCAUAAUGGGGAUCUAUAUUGUGAUAGAUUGUAACUAUAAGAUCUUUAUAGAUAUGCCUGUGAAUGAUCUCACUGAUAUAGUAUAUAUCAUAUCAAUUGGAAUACUAAGUAGUAUGGCUGUUAUCCGAUAUUUACUUAAAUAUACUAUAUACUUACAUGUACUAUUAGUAAAUAAUAGCUAAAUAGUAGAAUUAUUAGUUUAUGAAAUAUUUCUGGCCUUUUGUUCGUUUGUUUUAAUUUGUGAUUUGAACAAAUUAUAGUUAUUAUAAUUUUGUUUCUGUGUAGUGUUUGUAAUUUAGUUAAAAAUAUAUUCACUAUUUAAAUAUUUUUUUUACUCAUUUGAGUAAAUUUGAAUAAAUUAUAUAUAUAAUAUUAAUCUUAGCCUAAGUAUAUAAAUAAUAAAUGGACUUACUUAUUCUUGAUAAUGAAAUACCAAAGGGCCAAACAGAUUAGGAUGGACCUCUGACAUACACAUUAUAUAUCUUAUUAGUGUAUACUGUGAUUGAGCAUAAAAAAAUGUUAAAAAAAAAUAUUAAAUUAUAUUGUUGCAAUGGUA
Messenger RNA from Galleria mellonella (greater wax moth), 5398 nucleotides. RefSeq names its product integral membrane protein GPR155 (gene anchor). The transcript has 15 exons. Gene Ontology annotation, biological process: transmembrane transport; intracellular signal transduction. Gene Ontology annotation, cellular component: membrane. The record is from RefSeq and is a predicted model, not a curated record. NCBI's taxonomy places the organism in Eukaryota, Metazoa, Arthropoda, Insecta, Lepidoptera, Pyralidae. Bases 313 to 2811 code for a protein of 832 amino acids.